AUGAGAGAAACUCAAGGACAAAUUGCUUCCACACAGAAGUCCAGGGGAUCCAGGGUCAUUCUUCAUAUUCCUUUGCUAGGGUAUGACGAGGACAGGGAGGAGAAAUUGGAGUCAAUGCUUCGCAUGUCCUUGGAUCCCUUGGGUCUCAGGAAGGCCCAUGACACCCUGGCAGGAAGUGCCAAAACAGCAUGGGGCCAACCAUCUCAGCCAGCAACUGUUUCAUGUGGGUCUGCGCCAUUGAGGGUACAACUACUUGACUGUGAGGGGAUGGAUUCACAGAGAUGUCCCAAAUCAAAUCUGAUUCUGGAGGAGAACCAUCAGAGUGAGGUCCUCCUGUGGCAUGGACUGGAGAAGAUCCAGAGUCCCAUGUGGAAAUAUCAGUCUCAUUCUGUGAUGGGCAAAUUGCAAUGUUGGGAGGGCAAGGGGAUUGGAAAGAUCUCCCAGCUGAUGAGCCACAAGAGCCUGCUUAAUAUUGCUCAUUUCAAGUCCUUCAUCAAUGGUGCCCUCAACUCUUUCAAUCAUGCUGCUGAGUACUACAUCCAGGAUGCCCAGGAAGAGGAAAAUUACCUUAGACCAUCGCCUAGUCUAAGCAAAGGGAAAGGGAUGGACGUGGGGGAUGAUGAGGAAGUCGAGCAGCAUGGUAGCCACGAUUCACAACGAAAGAGAAAAGAUAGGAAAUGGAAAACGGAGUGGUUGGUGAUACUGAUGGCUCUGGCCAAAGGUGUGUCUCGUGUGAAGAGCAUUCCACCUACCUUGCACACUCGCACUGCCAUCCAUGUAGUUGAGCAACUCAUGAAUGUGACUUUCAAGGAGGUCUCUACGGGAGGAAAUUCUGUGAUUUUGGAAUGUGAAGUAAGGGAGAGUGUCAUCCUCACAAUACCUCCUAGCAUGGCACCAGCACCAACAAGAGCAUAUUUUCCUGGAUCUACCCAAGCUGCAGUUGGAAAAGCAGCUGACAGACCCAUUCCAACUAGACGUCCCCAUGCAGCUCCUGUCAACAGACCUGGGAUGAACAAUCCAGAUGGGAUUCCCAAGCCAUAUGUCCAAAUAGCAAGGAGGAAAUACACAAUGAAGAAGCUCAUCACAGACACCGGAUGA
This is a messenger RNA of Darwinula stevensoni, 1098 nucleotides long. NCBI's taxonomy places the organism in Eukaryota, Metazoa, Arthropoda, Ostracoda, Podocopida, Darwinulidae. The record is from the annotation of a GenBank genome assembly.